GGUGGAGCCGGGGCCGGGUGGGCUGGGGGCGAGCGGGGUGCCGAUCGCCGCUUGGGUCCGCAGGUCACCGAGUCCCCGAGCGAGGGCGCUCCUGAGGACGGUGCCUGCCUCGGUUUACCCGCAGCUAGGCCCGCAAGAUCGUCGGCCCCCGCGAACUCCCAGCAACGCCCCGGAAAGGCCGUUCCGCCCCGCGAGGGAAACAGAGCCGUUGACCAUGGUUGCAACUGGCAGUUUGAGCAGUAAGAACCCGGCCAGCAUUUCAGAGUUGCUGGACCGUGGCUUCCACCCGGGGAGCCUACUAAAUGAUUUUGACUACUGGGAUUAUGUUGUCCCUGAACCCAACCUUAACGAGGUGAUAUUUGAGGAGACGACUUGCCAAAGUUUGGUUAAAAUGCUGGAGAACUGUCUGUCCAAAUCAAAGCACACCAAACUCGGUUGCUCAAAAGUCCUUGUUCCUGAGAAACUGACCCAGAGGAUUGCUCAAGACGUCCUGCGGCUUUCCUCCACCGAGCCCUGUGGCCUGCGGGGCUGUGUUAUUCACGUGAACUUGGAAAUUGAAAAUGUAUGUAAAAAGCUGGAUAGGAUUGUGUGUGAUUCUAGCGUGGUGCCCACCUUUGAGCUUACCCUUGUGUUUAAGCAGGAGAACUGCUCUUGGACCAGCUUCAGGGAUUUUUUCUUUAGUCGAGGUCGCUUCUCCUCUGGCCUCAGGCGAACUCUGAUCCUGAGCUCAGGAUUCCGACUUGUUAAGAAAAAGCUUUACUCCUUGAUUGGCACAACAGUCAUUGAAGAGUGCUGAAAGGGAAGCACUUGAAAGGGUCCUUUUUUAUGAUUCGGUAAUAAAACUUCACAGCCGCUCAGUCAAAGUCAUUGUAGUUUGCCCUGCCUGCUCUCUGCAAGAAAACCCAAACUGAGUUCAUCUUCCUUCUGUUUCAUAUUCACAGCCACCCCAGCUGAAGGGCUUAUUUGGGGGCUUUUAAGAAAUGAUCUGCGAGAGAGUACAUGGUCUGCAUUUAUCACAGCUUUUACAAAAUGGAAUGGAAUAGAAUGGAAUAAGGAAGGAAAAGAAGCAAUCCACUUUAGUUUUUUGACUCCACAAGUUUUCCAGCUAGUCUUGCUAAUAGACUAUAUAAACCCACUUUGCCUCAUCUGAUUUUCAUAUGGCUUUCUUUCUGGAAGUUUGCAGAGUGAUCCUUUCAAUCACAGAAUCUUUCCAAAAGCCCAUACCACCUAUUUCCUGCCCCUACUCAAAUCUGAAGCGUUCUUAUACAGGAGGAUAGAAUUAAGAGGGUGAGCUUAAUGAAAACUUAACCCCAUGCAAAAGUGAAUAAGGAAUGUCAUAGUGAGAACAGAGUUACAUAUUUCUCUGUUUCUUUGCAUCCCCUCUGCUCUUCUGUUUCAAAGAAGUGGCAAAAGCUCGAGCUACCAUUUAGUAACCACAGUAUUGUUUUAAAUAACGUUAUGGUACAAUAUAAGCUUAGUUUUUCCAGUUCUUAAGUAUUGAAUUUUAUCUUUAAACUAGAAAAAUGGAAAAUGCUGAUUUUUUUUGCAUGUAGUUUAUUACUCUUCCGUUGAGUGAAUGGUGAAUGUGUACAAGGAUGGGAAGUGAGUUCCAAUUCCUUUCUCAUUCACUUGAUAAUGUAGCUUCUUUUGCUUUUACAUAUGCUUAAUCUCAGAUGAACCAUCUCACCAUGUCAGUGUUAUCUCAUCCUUGGCCUCUCCUGGGAACUGAAGGAACUCUCCUUAACCCAAAUCUUCGAAGGAGAUAGCUGCACACUACCACUUUUAAUUAUUAAGAUGGGCCUAUUUACAGAGUCUCCUUUGGCUAUGGAUAUCUGGUUUAUAGUUCAGACUAGAGAAUGAAAAUCAUGAUCUAGGUAACCAGUGCACACAACCAGCUUUCUUCAUUCUUGGUUCCUAGAAAACAAUAAAAGUCUUAUUUUUCUCUUGUUCCAACUAGCUAGAUCUUUACCUUUUUUUAUGUUAAUGAGAGAACAUAACCUCCACAUUAUAAUA
This is a messenger RNA of Hippopotamus amphibius kiboko, 2013 nucleotides long. It is a transcript of the gene DDIT4L, whose product is annotated as DNA damage inducible transcript 4 like. The coding region runs from base 215 to 796 and encodes 193 amino acids. Gene Ontology annotation, biological process: negative regulation of signal transduction. Gene Ontology annotation, cellular component: cytoplasm. The record is from RefSeq and is a predicted model, not a curated record. Lineage: Eukaryota; Metazoa; Chordata; Mammalia; Artiodactyla; Hippopotamidae. The transcript has 3 exons.